Striga hermonthica is the source of this 1425-nucleotide messenger RNA. NCBI's taxonomy places the organism in Eukaryota, Viridiplantae, Streptophyta, Magnoliopsida, Lamiales, Orobanchaceae. The record is from the annotation of a GenBank genome assembly.
AUGGAGAUCGACGAGAUAUUGGGGGAGCCAAAGCAGGCGAGCAUGACGACGAAGAGCGUUAUAUACGCGUGGGGCUACAAUCAGUCGGGUCAAACGGGUCGGAGGGGUGAAGAGGGGAAUCUUCGGAUCCCCAGGCAGCUGCCGAUGGACCUCUUCGGCUGCCCUACCGGCGGCGGCAGCUCGCGGUGGCUCGACAUUGCCUGCGGCCGCGAGCACACCGCCGCUGCCGCCUCUGAUGGAUCGCUCUUCACCUGGGGGGCCAAUGAGUAUGGGCAGCUUGGGGAUGGUACUGAAAAGGGUCGAAAAUACCCAAAGAAAGUUAAGUCCUUGCAAUCUGAAUUCGUGAUCUCUGUAUCUUGUGGGGCACAUUGCACGGCAGCCAUUGCGGAGCCUCGUGAAAAUGAUGGAUCUCUUUCGACUAGGAGACUCUGGGUUUGGGGACAGAAUCAGGGUUCUAACUAUCCACGGCUCUUUUGGGGAGCUUUCACUCAAAACACGGUUAUUCGCCAGGUCUCUUGUGGGGCCGUUCAUGUGGUGGCUCUGUCAGAAGAUGGCUUGCUACAAGCAUGGGGCUAUAAUGAGUAUGGCCAGCUUGGCAGAGGUAUUACCUGUGAAGGCCUUCAGGGGGCUCGUCUAAUUAACGGGUUUGCUAGGUUUCUCGAUGAGGCCCCUGAGCUUGUCAAGAUUACCCAGGUUUCAUGUGGAGAGUACCAUACUGCAGCCAUAUCAGAUACUGGCGAGGUCUAUACUUGGGGAUUUGGGAGCAUGGGCCAACUCGGGCACUGUUCCCUUCAGUCUGGUGAUAAAGAGCUUCUGCCCAGACGUGUGGUUGCUCUUGAUGGGAUAUUCGUGAAGGAUGUCGCUUGUGGUGGCGUUCAUACGUGUGCUUUGACCAAGAAAGGGGCCCUCUAUGCUUGGGGAGGAGGCCACGCCGGGCAGUUGGGCCUGGGCCCACAGAAUGGGUUCUUUUCCUGCGUGCCCAACGGGUCUGAAAUGAUGCUCCGCAACAUACCUGUUCUGGUGAUUCCGACUGGCGUGAAGCUUGUCUGUUGCGGCCAUUGUCACACCCUUAUUUGCACCAAGGAAGGGAGAAUAUACGGAUGGGGUUACAAUAGCUAUGGUCAGGCUGCUAACGAAAGGUGUACUUAUGCGUGGUAUCCUUCCCCCGUCGACUGGUGUGUUGGGGAAGUAAGAAAGUUAGCUGCGGGAGGCGGCCACUCGGCUGUUUUAACAGAUGCAUGCUCGUUGAAGGAGCUGUGUGAGUUUGUUCUUGCAAACAAUGUGAACCUGUCAAAUGCAUCGGUGAUCGAAGAUAUUGCCUUAAGAUCUGGAUCGGAUGCUUUAGCCCGCCUUUGUGAAAGAUUUAGGGAGCAUUUGCUCAAUGGUGGCGAGUGUGACAGAGAUAAGACUGGAUUUGUUGUUUGA